This is a messenger RNA of Pistacia vera, 1720 nucleotides long. RefSeq names its product dihydrodipicolinate reductase-like protein CRR1, chloroplastic. The transcript has 10 exons. Lineage: Eukaryota; Viridiplantae; Streptophyta; Magnoliopsida; Sapindales; Anacardiaceae. Gene Ontology annotation, cellular component: chloroplast stroma. The coding region runs from base 113 to 1015 and encodes 300 amino acids. The record is from RefSeq and is a predicted model, not a curated record. Gene Ontology annotation, molecular function: 4-hydroxy-tetrahydrodipicolinate reductase activity.
UCGAAACACAAAACCUUAUCUCCUGGAGUUUUAAUAGUGGUAAAACAAAGCUUAUCAAAAUGGAGUACCUACCCAAUUAAGCAGAGGAAUAGCAUUAGAGUUUUGUGUAGCAAUGACAGCCUUCAGCUCCCAAUUUCAUCCUGCAAUCUACCACAUUUUUCAUAAUGUGAAAGCCAAGCGUUAUGUUUCUUGCUCAGUCAACCCCCCGCAAAGUAAUAUCAAGGUGAUUGUAAAUGGAGCCGCAAAGGAAAUAGGAAGAGCUGCAGUAAUUGCAGUCACUAAAGCUAGAGGAAUGGAGGUGGCUGGUGCUGUUGAUUCACAUUUUGUAGGAGAAGAUAUUGGAAAGGUGUGUGAUAUGGAAGAGCCUAUGGAAAUUCCAAUAAUGAAUGAUCUUACCAUGGUAUUAGGUUCCAUAUCUCAGUCAAAAGCAAGAGGAGUGGUCCUCGACUUCACCGAGCCAACUACUGUUUAUGACAAUGUGAAACAGGCAAUAGCAUUUGGCAUGAGAAGUGUCGUUUACGUACCACGGAUUAAGCUGGAGACAGUUUCAGCAUUAUCUGCAUUCUGUGAAAAGGCCACCAUGGGUUGUUUGAUUGCACCAACUCUAUCCAUAGGAUCCAUACUCCUCCAGCAAGCUGCCAUUUCUGCUUCCUUCCACUACAGGAAUGUAGAAAUUGUGGAAUCAAGGCCCAAUCCAACGGAUUUUCCAUCAACAGAUGCCAACCAAAUUGCCAACAAUCUCUCCAACCUUGGUCAAAUCUACAACAGAGAAGAUAUUUCAACAGAUGUGAAGGCAAGGGGUCAAGUCCUGGGAGAAGAUGGGGUUCGUGUGCACAGUAUGGUCCUUCCAGGGCUUCCAUCCAGUACAACUGUUUACUUCUCUCGCCCAGGAGAGGUUUACUCUGUCAAACAUGAUAUCACAGAUGUUCAGUCCCUCAUGCCAGGCCUAAUUUUGGCAAUUAGAAAGGUUGUAAAUCUUAAGAAUCUGGUGUAUGGUUUGGAGAAAUUUUUGUAGGAACUCAAAUUAUUCAAUCUCCUGGAUUCAUAACUAAAUCUCAGUGUUAAUUCAGUAGACAAUCAACAUCGUCAUGCAAUCGGCAGAAACAGUUAUGGAUAGUGGAAAAUUUUUGCAGGAACUUAAGUGUUGUUCAAUCUCCUCAGUGUACAACCUAAACCUGCAAAUUAAUUCAGUUGAGGAUCCACAUCAUCCUGUAGACAUAUAGUAGAGCAAAGAAGCUUAAGUAAAGUGUGCGAGGAAGAGCAUAGUCAAUCAUUUUCAUUCACUAUGAAAAUCUUCUUUGAUUAAUUUUAUGAAAUUCAACGGUUGGAGUUUUCACCAUCAGAAUCAAACAGAAUCACAUGAAGAGGGCUGUUUUCCAGACAUUCCAAAACCAUUUACAUAUUCAAUUAAAAAGGUAUAAAUGUGCCUGCCAAUGUUGGUAUAUGGUAUGAGGGCUCCACUAGAUUCCGAAAAACUCAUAGGAUAGGCAGAAUAGCAGGAAUCUCAUCAAGUUUUCCAUUCGCACACCGUCAUCUUAGCUGCUGAAUAUUGGUUCUUUAAUUUUAAGAAAGCUAUCACUUCAGCAUGCAGGAAAUAUCAUUCACUAGCAGUUUCAUAAUUUAAAACAUAUACUUCAUACUGAGAUUCACAUCUUGUAUAAUAUCCAGGACUGCUUUUCCAAGCAAUUAUUUUUUUCCUCUUAUAUUCCUUCUAAAAGCA